UCCAUUGGGGACACGAGAGUUAUUUCGUCAAGAACCCCACGGAGACUAAAUCGUUCCGCGCAUUCCGUAUCAACUUCGAUGGCCCGCUGACCGAAUCUGCGCCUCAAGCCGUGCUGUGAUAUAAAUAGGAAUUGUCGUAGAAUCUCUGAGAAUAAAACCCUUAAUUUGUUGCGUCUUUGAGAGAAAUGCAUUCCCUGGCAUUAUUUGGACUUUUGUGUGGUGGCCUCAUGGCAAUUAGCUGGGCAGCCACCACUCAACCACCGCCACUGAUCCGGACACUUAGUGCCGGUGGAGAUAUUGGACCCCAGUUUAAAUUCGAGGAUCAGCAGUCCCGCAAAAAGGAACCAGAAGAUGCGGAAUUCUGGCACAAAGUAGCUAUGAGGCAGUUGGAGAAAACGAUCAAGCAGGCGGAGAAAGUGGGGGAGAAGUCCUACCGGAAGAAGGCCAAGAAUAUUAUCAUUUUCAUUGGUGAUGGCAUGGGUGUGUCCACGAUCAGUGCUGGUCGCAUCUACAAGGGACAGUAUCUGAAGCACGGUCAUGGCGAGGAGGAGUCGCUGGUCUUUGAUGACUUCCCCAACACGGGAAUGGCAAAGACUUAUAAUGUGGACAAACAGGUUCCUGAUUCCGCUGGAACGGCCACGGCUUUGUUUAGCGGAUCGAAGACACAUUAUGGAGCCAUUGGAGUGGAUGCCACUCGCUCCAAGACAAAUGCCAAAACCGGUCGCGUCCAGAGUAUUAUGGAGUGGGCCCAAAAAGAGGGAAAGCGCACUGGAAUAGUCACCACGACCAGGAUCACACAUGCCACGCCAGCUGCCACCUAUGCUCAUAUUUACGACCGGGAUUGGGAGUGCGACACCGAGGUUCCUGCGGAGUCCGUGGGCAUUCACGUGGAUAUUGCACGACAGCUGGUAGAGAAUGCCCCGGGAAAUCGUUUCAAUGUUAUCCUAGGAGGAGGAAUGUCGCCCAUGGGAAUCUUAAACGCAUCGGAGGUGCGGACAACAGUCUUUGAGGGACCAACGGAAACCAUUUGCGAGAGAGGCGAUGGCAGGAAUCUGCCUGCCGAGUGGUUGGCUCAUCAUGCCAAUGAUUCUGUGCCUCCUGUCUUGGUUCACAACAGAAGGGAUUUGCUGAAGGUCAAUGUCAAGAAGGUGGAUCAUCUGAUGGGUCUGUUCCGGAACAAUCACAUCACCUACUCCAUAGCCAGAGAGAAGGGAGAGCCGUCGCUGCAAGAUAUGACCGAGGUGGCACUGGCAGUCCUAGAUAGAGGCGACGAUUCCGAAGGAUAUGUGCUUCUGGUGGAAGGAGGUCGCAUCGAUCAGGGUCACCACAUGAACUAUGCCCGUGCAGCCCUCCACGAGGUCUAUGAAUUCGACCUGGCCAUCCAGACGGCGGUGAAUAACACGAAUCCCAAGGAAACUUUAAUUCUGGUGACGGCCGAUCACUCUCAUGCUGUUACCUUCAAUGGAUAUGCUCUCCGAGGCGCAGAUAUUCUAGGAGCAGCCAACUCGCAUGAGAAAAACGAUCCCAUGUUUUAUGAGACCAUAUCGUAUGCCAAUGGACCCGGCUACUGGGAUCACUUGGCGAAUGACUCGCGGCCCCAGAAUAGCUCCAACAUGUGGAUGCCUCUGAAUCAGUUUACGGCCGAGGAGCGAACAGCUCCCACCUAUCGACACUUGGCCACAGUGCCCCGAAAAGACGAGACUCAUGGCGGUGAAGAUGUGGCAGUAUUUGCCUACGGUCCUGGUUCCAGUCUUGUCCGCGGCGUCUUCGAGCAGAACUAUCUGGCCUAUGUGAUGAGUUAUGCCGGCUGCCUUGGUCCAGCCAAGAACUAUGACGACUCCUGCGAGGAUCAUAAUGAUCAUGAUGUUUAUGGUGAAAGCAAUGCCGCCGUUUUAGUGGCUGCUUCGAUGCCCAUUUUGAUAGGUGCUUUUGCGGCGUUCCUUCUGUGCGUUGACUUUUAAUUCCUGUUGAUUUAAUUAGUAUUACGGAUUGUUGUUUUAAAUGUUUGUGAAUGAGGGAGAGAUUGUUGAUAUUUACCAAAUAGACAUACUAAAAAUUA
Messenger RNA from Drosophila serrata, 2059 nucleotides. It is a transcript of the gene Alp4, whose product is annotated as Alkaline phosphatase 4. The record is from RefSeq and is a predicted model, not a curated record. Gene Ontology annotation, molecular function: alkaline phosphatase activity. Gene Ontology annotation, biological process: dephosphorylation. Lineage: Eukaryota; Metazoa; Arthropoda; Insecta; Diptera; Drosophilidae.